CGGACGUCAUUUCCCACGAAUAAAGGUAGCGUCGGUAUUCGGUGCGACUUCUACUCUGCGCUCACGCGGCAUUAGGUGCGCACGGUCGUUUUGGGACACCGUACCGUCAGAUCAUUGUCAGCGGUCGGCCUGAGCAGGUGGUCAGCUCCGUCCAAAUAUCAAACGGAAAGAAGCAACACCAAAGUGACACGCAGCGUGAACGUGAGCGUGGUGCUAAAGUGUGGAUUAGUUAAAGUUAGGUUUGUGAAUGUUAGACACUGGUGUCCAGAAGAAGAAGAAGAAAAAAAACAGUUCCUUACGGUGAUUUUUAAGCACACCUACUUAAAGUAGAUGCCGUGUACAUCACGAGCCUGCAGAGAGCCUUUUAGCUCCAUGGUGCUAUCGUCUGGGGAAUUGCACAGAAUUGCAACUAAAGUGUGAACCUUUUACAAAAGUGUCGUGCUGUGUUCAAAGGCGUUCUGUUUAGCCAAACAAAAACAAAUAUCAUUCAGGCUUUCUCUUUACUUAUCGAAACGAUAAACGAUUCUACGACGCAAUCAUGUCCGGCAUAAGUGAUUUCUAUCGCGACAAAGUGGUGUUCGUGACCGGUGGUACCGGGUUCAUCGGGAAGAUCGUGGUGGAAAAGCUGCUUCGAACGUGCGAAGUGAAGGAAGUGAUUUUGAUGGUGCGCGAGAAAAAGAACACGCUGCCAGAGCAUCGCAUCAAGAAGCUUUGCGCAUCGCCGAUAUUUGACAAAUUAGCUAAAAAGAAUCCCAACUACCAAGAUAGAAUUCGUGUGAUUGAAGGCGAUCUCGAGAAGCCCAACUUUGACCUGUGUCCGGAGAGCAUGGACUAUCUGAAGGAGCACACUCACGUCAUCCUGCACAUUGCGGCCACGGUGAAGUUUGAUGAAGAAAUGAUCAAGGCAAUUACCAUCAAUCUUGGUGGCACGCGAACCGCACUAGAGAUUGGACGACAAUCCAAAAACCUACAGAGUUUCGUGUACGUUUCAACGGCAUACUCGAACAGCUACGACGAACACAUCCAGGAGCGUGUCUACCCAAUCGACUGCAACCCGGAGAAGAUCCUGGCCAAUCUCGACGACGAGAAGUUGAUACAGGAUGUGAUCAAGUAUUCACUGAAAUGGCCCAACACGUACACAUUUACGAAAGCGCUGGCCGAAGCGAUGACACUCGAAUAUCGGCAACACUUCCCGGUCGCCAUCGUGCGUCCGUCCUGCGUUAUGGCCAGCCUGAACGAACCCAUACCCGGAUGGUGCGAUUCAAUCUACGGCACGAACGGUACGUUCAUUGGUUGGUACUAUGGGCUGAUACGGACCAGCCACAUCGAUCCGGAGGUAACGAUCGAUACCGUACCGGUGGACUACGUAUCGAACGCGAUCAUUGCCGUCGGAUGGAAGACACACUUCGAAAGAGCUCAGGAGCCCGAACUGCUGGUGUACAACUGUGUAAGCUCCACCGACAAUCCGCUGACGUUCGACGAACGGAGACGCGAAUGUGAGAAGGCAUGCAAGAAGCAUCCGCUUCUGACAGGCAUCUACAGACCGAUCACCUUCGCCUCGAGCAACGAGUUCAUGUUCCGGCUGUACUCGCUAGUGCUACAUUAUCUGCCCGCCUACAUCAUGGACAUGGCCAUGAAGCUUCGAGGCGAGAAGCCCCGUCUAGUCGAUACGUACAUCAAGAUCGAUAAGGUCGUUGCCACGGUAAAGAAGUUCUCCAACACCACGUACUUCUUCGACAAUCAGAACAUGAAAGACCUGUAUCUGGCCAUGAACCCAGCAGAUCACCAGCAGUACCCAUGCGACAACCGAAACUACAGCUGGCGGCUGUACUUCGAGGUUGCCAUCCCGGGGCUAAAGAAAUACUUCUUCAAGGAAGACCUCAACAACGUUAAGCAAGCCCGCCAAGUGAUGCGCAAGAAGGAGCUAAUCGUAAACGCUAUACUGUUUCUAAUCGUCGGUCUUAUGCUGCUACAACUGUACUACCUUCUGCGCUAAGCCCUCUGCCGGAUCGGCCGAACGAGCGACGACUUUUGCGACGACGACGAUCGAUACCAACGGUCCACGUCGGUCUGAAGAAUCCCACAACAAUCCGGCGUGCAGGUCAUCGUACAGUAGUGGCGCGAUCGGAUCAACUCCUUGUCCAGGGCCAACCGCUUCUGGUCCAAGGGUACGACCCUGCCGGCAUGGUUGAUCGACCGAUCGGUGUCAUCCGCUAGUACAAUGGGAUGUAUAUCAUCGGCGAGAGAUAUUGAACGGACCGGAUAAUAAAACAUAAUGGGAUGCGUUAGCUUAGUCUAAGUUAGGUUUUUUAGGGCCUAGGGAACAGACAAACAGUUGUAACAGGGGAGCAGUAGCGGUAGUGCGCUAGGUUAGAAAGUUUUCUGUAUAUUCAUGUCCGUUUUCAGCUGCAAACAACUGUAACUGUAAAACGCUCAGCAGGUUUCUAUGGAUCUUGAUUUUGAUUCUUUCUUGCAUACUUUAUAAGAAACACCCUUCCACAUCAACUAACAACAGCAGAUGAAAUGGUGAAACUCAAAUGUUUGCAGUAUUUGGCAAACAUUUUAUUGCCCUCUAGAUACACAAAGUACAUUUUAAACUUAGGUCUCCAACAGCAGAAACUACCUACUUGAUCUUUUCCGAACCUUCAGGGGCUCUACUUUUGCACCGAUAUUUAUUAAUACCGAUUUCAGCGUGCUGAGCACAUAUAGCUCAAAGAUAAAUAAAGUAAGAAUGUAAUAUAAGCACUAA
This is a messenger RNA of Anopheles funestus (African malaria mosquito), 2749 nucleotides long. Its product is annotated as fatty acyl-CoA reductase 1-like. NCBI's taxonomy places the organism in Eukaryota, Metazoa, Arthropoda, Insecta, Diptera, Culicidae. Gene Ontology annotation, cellular component: peroxisome. Gene Ontology annotation, biological process: long-chain fatty-acyl-CoA metabolic process. The record is from RefSeq and is a predicted model, not a curated record. Gene Ontology annotation, molecular function: alcohol-forming very long-chain fatty acyl-CoA reductase (NADP+) activity. The transcript has 7 exons. The coding region runs from base 539 to 1996 and encodes 485 amino acids.